AUGGAAGGAAUUUUAAGCAGUUUCCAGAUCGAUUAUAAAAAAGUCGAACAUAAACAACAUGACCUCGUUCCAAAAGCUGUGGAGAAAAUUGACAUGCUGACUCAGACUUUGUACGAGACCUUGCGUCAACUAAGAUUAGAUCCUGAUAGCGCAAACGAGAAUUUGCAGAAUCUUUCCCGAUCCCUCGAAUUUUUUGCGUCACAAACUUCGGAAGAACACAAGGAGUUCCAAAAAGUAGUAUCAAAAUAUGAAAAAAUAGUGGAUCGGAAAUGGAAGCAAGAUAUAACUAUUGCCAGUAAUCCAGAGGCAUUUGUCAAUAAGGAAGUCGUCCUCCAAAGGACGGUCGCUUUACACUUUAUACGUCAUGGAAAGUUCAACCUGGGAAAAACCUUUAUAAAAGAGACUGGAUUAGAUCUUCCUGAUUCUCUGCAGAUGCAGUUUGUUCAAAUGUAUCAAAUAUUAGACGCUAUAAAUGACCAAAAUUUGGAGCCAGCUCUAUUAUGGGCGAGGUCACAGCGUGAUGCGUUGGAACGUCGAGGAAGCUCUCUAGAAUUUCAACUACAUCGCCUUCAUUAUGUCAAGUACCUUGUGGAGAAACGCCGUUACGAAGCAUUGCAAUACGCUAGAUCGAACUUUAGCUAUUUCAGAGAAAGACACUCGAAUGAAAUAAAUCGCCUGAUGGGAGCUCUCCUCUAUAUUCGUGAUUUGUCAAAGUCACCCUAUGUCGAUCUUUUGUCUGAACAUUUGUGGACCGAUAUAAAUGUGACUGUUGGGGCCACCGCUCUGCCUACGAUCAUAAAGAUGGCGACGAUCAUGAAGGAAAAAAAGAAUGAGUGGAGUCAACAGGGAGAAUUACCGGUGGAAAUUCCUCUCUCUGACGAGAUGCGUUAUCACUCUAUUUUCGCGUGUCCUGUUUCGAAAGAACAGUCAACAGAAGAAAAUCCACCAAUGAUGAUGCCUUGUGGUCAUGUGAUAUGCAAAGAGAGUCUAAACAAACUGAGUAGUAAGGGAAAUGGGUGA
Messenger RNA from Acaulospora colombiana, 1020 nucleotides. Lineage: Eukaryota; Fungi; Glomeromycota; Glomeromycetes; Diversisporales; Acaulosporaceae. The record is from the annotation of a GenBank genome assembly.